AUGCUUGACAUGAAAGAAAAUUCAUCAAGUGGCGUACUUGAGCUCCAGACAUAUGAAAAUGUGGAGGCUGCCAAUGAUACCGCCGUCUGCGAGAAACAUGGCACUCAGUACGAUAAGAAAGACAUGAAUCGCAUGGGCAAGCUACAGCAGCUAAGUAGGAACUUCCAAUUCUUUCAGAUUUUUAGUAUAGCAGCCAUUCUAGGCAGCACAUGGGAGUUCGCACUAGUCAUCAUUGGUAUCUCUCUGAGCAAUGGCGGUCCAGCUGGUGGUAUAUGGAUGUUCCUCGUCGUGUGUUUCGGCAUGUUGUCUGUUACUCUCUCGAUGGCUGAAAUGGCAUCUAUGAUGCCAAUCUCAGGCGGCCAGUAUCACUGGGUUUCUGAGUUGGCUCCAAAGAGACAUCAGAAGCUCCUCAGCUACCUGGUUGGCUGGAUGUGUGCUAUUGGGUGGCAAUGUGCGAUGGGAACCACCGCACUCGCAGCGACCCAACAGUUGCAAGGCCUGAUAGCAUUAAACGUGCCAAACUACAUCAUCAGACCAUGGCAUAGCACAUUGUUUUGUAUCGCAGUCAUGGUAUUUGCGAUCAUCUGGAAUACUCUCGUCACCAAAAAGCUUCCCCUAGUAGAAGGCAUUGUGAUAGUGUUGUACGUCGUCGGGUUCCUCUCCUUCGUGGUCGUUUUGUGGGUCAUGGCUCCCCACACAAAUACCAAAGAUGUCUGGACGAAGUUCGAGGACAACAGUGGUUGGGGCAACGUUGGAUUGAGCACCCUAGUUGGCCUUCUCGGACCAGUCGUCACCUUGAUAGGCUCUGAUUCUUCCUGUCAUCUAUCGGAGGAGACCGUGGAUGCAGCAUGGGUCCUUCCACGAGCUAUGGUGGCAACUGCUACCCUCAAUUACACCAUCGGUUUCAUCAUGGCAGUCACUGUCAUGUCAUCACUGGGAGAUGAUGUCUCCGCAAUCCUGGCCACGACCUACGGCCAACCAUGGAUCCAGAUCAUGUUCAAUGCUACAGGAUCUCGAGCCGCAACGUCCGUCAUGGUAACAGUAGUGUGUGUUCUGUUAUUGUUUUGCUCGAGUUAUGGCAUCAUGACGGUGUCUCGCCAGCUGUUCGCGCUGGCGAGAGACAAAGGACUUCCUUUCUCAGAUUGGCUCGCAUACAUACAUCCAAGUUAUUACCUCCCUGUCAAUGCUCUUCUGGCGACCUUUUUCAUUACUACCCUCCUGUCUCUCAUAAUUUUGGGAUCGUCAAUCGCUUUCAACGUCAUUACUUCCUUGGGCCAGCUGGGACUCGUCUUCUCUUACCUUAUUGCAAUAUCUUGCGUUAUGGCCAAACGUCUACAAGCUCCUCAGGACCUCCUUCAAGCGAGAUUUAGCUUAGGCCAAGCUGGGAUGUUCAUCAACGCGGUCGCGCUGUGCUUCCUAGCCCUGGUAUCGGUAUUCUUGUUUUUCCCUGCUGCGCCAAAUCCGACGGCGGAGAGCAUGAACUGGAGCUGUGUGAUGUUCAGCGGCCUGUUGACAUUCGCUCUGGUAUGGUACUGGCUGGCUGCAAGACACAGAUAUCUCGGGCCUGUAGCGUAUGUGAAAGAGGUAUGA
Molecule: messenger RNA, 1590 nt
Organism: Didymosphaeria variabile
Lineage: Eukaryota; Fungi; Ascomycota; Dothideomycetes; Pleosporales; Didymosphaeriaceae
Exons: 6
Coding region: 1-1590 (529 amino acids)
Biological process (GO): amino acid transport; transmembrane transport
Cellular component (GO): membrane
Molecular function (GO): transmembrane transporter activity
Source: RefSeq, a predicted model, not a curated record